AUGUUCGUUGAAGUUGAAGAGACGUCGUCACAAGGUGCCUGCGGUUGGCGGAUGCCACUGGCAUGUCGGGCGGAGGCCCGCCCGGUCUACCGGGACGUUGGCGGGCGGAGCGCCCGUCCCCGGACGCCUGCGGCGGAGGCCCGCCGGGCAGGUCCCCUCCCCGGGACGCUGGCGGUCGGAGGCCCGCCGCCGGUCCCCGGGACGCUGGCGGGCGGAGGCCCGCCGGUCCCCGGGACGCCUGGCGGCGGAGGCGCCCGGCGGGCGGAAGGAGGCCCGCCUCCCCACGGGACCGCCAGGCGGGCGGAGGCCCGCCCGUCUCGGGACGCCUGGCGGGCGAGGCCCGCCCGUCCCCGGGACGCCUGGCGGGCGGAGGCCCGCCCGUCCCCGGGACGCCUGGCGGGCGGAGGCACGCCCGUCUCCGGGACGCCUGGCGGGCGGAUGCCCGCCCGUCCCAGGGACAGCCUGGCGGGCGGAGGCCCGCCCGUCCCCGGGACGCCUGGCGGGCGGAGGCCCGCCGGUCCCCGGGACGCCUGGCGGGCGGAGGCGGCCGCCGGGCCCCGGGACGCCUCCCCGGGAUGCCCGGCGGGCGGAGGCCCGCCGCCGGUCCCCGGGACGCUGGCGGGCGAGGCCCGCCGGCCCGCCGGUCCCCGGGACGCCUGGCGGGCGGAGCCCGCCCGUCCCGGGACGCCUGGCGGGCGGAGGGCCCGCCGGGACCCGGGACCCGCCUUCCCCAGGAUGCCCCGGCGGGCGGAGCCCGCCCUCCCCAGGACCGCCUGGCGGCGGGAGGCCCGGCCCGUCCCCCGGGACGGCCUGGCGGGCGAGGCCCGCCGGGCAUCCCGGGAGGCGUCCCGGGGCCCGGCGGGCCUCCGGCCCGGGCCAGGCCGUUCCGGGGGACCGCCCGCCCGCCUCGGGACGCCUGGCGGGCGGAGGCCCGCCCGGCCCCCGGGGGGACGGUCCUGGCGGGCGGGUAGGCCCGCCGGGCAUCCCGGGGAGGCGUCCCGGGGCCCGGCGGGCCUCCGCCUGCCAGGCGUCCCGGGGGACCGGCUGGGCCUCGGGACGCCUGGCUGGCGGAGGGCCCCAACCGGUCCCCGGGACGCCUGGCUGGGCGGAGGCCCGCUUGGUCCCCGGGACCCGCCAGCGGGCGGAGGCCCGCCGGUCCCCGGGACGCCAGGCGGUCGAGGCCCGCCCGUCCCCGGGACGGCCUGGCGGGCGGACCCCCGACCCGCCCGUGGCUCCGGGACGCCUGGUCGGGCGGAGGCCCAGCCCGUCCCCGGGACCCGCCUGGCGGUCGAGGGCCGCGGCCCCGUCCCCGUGACGCCUGGCGGCGGGAGGCCCGCCGGUCCCCCGGGACGCCUGGCGGGCGGAGGACCCCCCGGCCCCCCGUCCCCCGGACGCCUCCCCAUGGAUGCGCGACCGUCCCCGGGUCCCCCGGGACGCCUGGCGGGCGGAGGCCCGCCGGUCCCCGAUGGCCCUCCCCGGGACGCCUGGCGGGCGGAGGCCCGCCCGGUUCCCCGGGACGCCUGGCGGGCGGAGGCCCGCCCGUCCCCCGGGACGCCUGGCGGGCGGAGGCCCCGCCCGUCCCCGGGACGCCUGGCGGGCGGAGGCCCGCCCGUCCCGGGGCCCCACGCCUGGCGGGCGAGGCCCACGCCCGUCCCCGGGACGCCUGGCGGCGGGCGGAGGCCCGCCGUCCCCCGGGACGCCUGGCCCCGGGCGGUAGGCCUGGGCUCCCCGGGGACCCUGGGGCGGGCGGAGGCCUGCCCGUCCCCGGGACGCCUGGCGGGCGGAGGCCUGCCCGUCCCCGGACGCCUAGGCGCUGGGACGGCUGGGGCCCAGCCGUCCCCGGGUCGGGACGCCCGGCCCGUGGCCCGCCCCCCGGGCCUGGCGGGCAGAGGCCCGCCGGUCCCCGGGACGCCUGGCGGCGGAGGCCCGCCCGUCCCCGGGGGGACGCCUGGCGGGCUGGUCGGGGGAGCCCGCCCGUCCCUUGGAUGCCUGGCGGGCGGAGGCCCCGCCCGUCCCUUGGACGCCUGGCGGGCGGAGGCCCGCCGUCCCCGUCCCCGGACGCCUGGCGGGCGGAGGCCCGCCGGUCCCCGGGACGCUGGCGGCGGAGGCCCGCCGGUCCCCGGGACGCCUGGCGGGCGGAGGCCGUCCCGUCCCGGGACGCUUGGCCGGGCCUCGCCCGUCCCCGGGACGCCUGGCGGGCCUCGCCCGCCGUCCCUUAAGAGAGUAACACCUCUGUUCAACCUUAGAACCAGAAUAUGCCACUGA
Molecule: messenger RNA, 2265 nt
Organism: Macrobrachium nipponense
Lineage: Eukaryota; Metazoa; Arthropoda; Malacostraca; Decapoda; Palaemonidae
Product: basic proline-rich protein-like
Exons: 6
Coding region: 1-2265 (754 amino acids)
Source: RefSeq, a predicted model, not a curated record